This is a messenger RNA of Owenia fusiformis, 4492 nucleotides long. The record is from the annotation of a GenBank genome assembly. NCBI's taxonomy places the organism in Eukaryota, Metazoa, Annelida, Polychaeta, Sabellida, Oweniidae.
CAACUGAGAAGCUAAAUGGAACUACUAAUAUAGUAUUCAAAAGGGUUGAAGAUACUUUGAGGAUUCAGAUAGGAAACUACAAUCUACUUUAAUAUACCUUCAUUGUAUCCAAAGUCUAGUCACAAUUACAGCUGAUGAAGUGAGGAAAAUUAAACUGUUUUAAAAAGUGGAUUACAUAAACCAACAAAAAGAUGGUUGAUUCAACUAAGAUGUGGCUCAAACACUCAACUAAAGUGAUCAUUUUCUUCAUAUCAUUUCCAUUGAUGAUUGGGUAUUUAAUAUAUACCAGGGAAUUCGCGUCAGUGACUUAUAUCAAAUGGAAUAAUGAAACAGCUAAAAACAUAUCUGAACCUCAAAGAAUUCUUCCAUACAAAAUCAACAAUGAAAACAAAAACUUUCUGACAAAGAAGGAAAACAAUCCCAAAGUACACUUUCAAGAUGGAAAUCUUACUUAUAAAGUUAAUGAUGAAGAUAUUAAAAAAACAAAUGUAAAUGAGAAAGAAAAUCAUCACAAGGUACAUUUUCAAGAAAGAAAUCUUACACACAAAUUCAACAGUGGGGACUUUAACAAAUAUCAUCAGAAGGUCCAUUUUCAAAAUGGAAAUCUGACACAUAAAUACAGCAAUGAAGUUUUGAACAGCUCCUUUCCUAAAGAGAAAGAAAAUUAUCACAAGGCACAUUUUCAAAAUGGAAAUCUGACACAUGAAUUCAACAGUAAAGUCUUAAACACAAACCUUCCAAAAAAGAAUCAUCGCAUUGUCAUAAUGACGAGAAGAAGAAGCGGAUCAAGCUUUAUCGGAGAAUUAUUUCAGCGAAAUCCUGAUGUAUUCUACAUGUUCGAACCCUUAAAACCAUUGGAUAUACUCAACUCAAAGGACACGCCACAGGUUAUAGAGAGCCUUGGAUUUAAACAUCUGAGAAAUACUAUGAGAUGUAACUUUGAUAAAUCAUAUGUAAAUCUGCUGAUGAGGUUCCUAAAGCAACAAAAAACAUGGACAAUGAAACGAAUAUUUCCAGAAUGUUCAUCCUACAAGGACAUUAAAGACAAAUGUGCCAAAAAGAAGAAUGUUGUCAGCAAAACUAUACGAAUAGACUCUUUAGAAGGUUUGGCUAAUAAUCUAGGAAGGAACUUCACAAUUAUUUUACUUAUUCGAGAUCCACGUGGAAUUUUCAAUUCCAGACUACGGGAGAAAAAAGCAUAUGCGGAUCUCUCAUUAUAUGAAAAGACAACAGACAUGAAAGUACUGUGUUCGAUGAAUGUUAAGGAUCUUAAAUUUCUCUCAACAAUAAUAGAAGAUAAAUCAGCAUAUAUCUUUCCAGAUCUCCCUUCAUUAGGACUCAUACUCUAUGAAGACUUUGCAUUAGACCCAAUGAAACAAGCAAAAGAAAUGUACAACCAUUUGCGGAUGCCAUUUCAUGAAAACGUGAGAAAAUGGAUAUUAACACAUACAUCUAAACCAAAGAAAUACAGUGCCAUGAGUGACUCUAGUCCCAAAUACCUGUAUGACACAACAAGAAACUCUAGUGAAAUAGCAAACAAAUGGAGACUGGAACUUUCGUUAAAAGACAUUAAGAUUGUUGAGUCAAUUCCAGAGUGCGCAACUUUGAUAAAAAUGAUUGCGACACCCAAUAAACUGUCAAAAUACUGGUAUCACAGCAGAUAAUAUUUCGCUUAUAAAAAAAUGUGGACAUCAUGUCAUCUUUGCAAUGUUAUAAUUACUGUUGACAGAAUUAUAAACACAAAAUGUUAUUCAGUGGGUCAAAAGGCAAAUCAUAUGUGUACGAGGGUUGUCCCAGAAGUAAUGCACUAUAUGCUCUAACUUUCUUUAAUAUUCUUUAAUUCAGCUGAAAUUUUGUGUAUAUAACAAUUGAAGUUUAAUCUAUUAUAUCCUGAAGUUUCAGCAUCCAACAAUAAUUUUAAGUCUUAAUAUGGUUGCUAUAACAACAUGGGGGUAGGGGUGGGCGGGGCAGGUACCAAUUUUUCUAAUUAUUAAAAGAUCUAAAGUGUUAUUUUAUUAAUAUUUCUUUCCUUUAAAUAGUCAAAAUGUUUGGGAGAUUGUUAAAUUUAUUCAGCAUGAUGUUAACCAAGUACGAAUAAUGACAUUUAGCACUGUGAUGUCAUAAUACCACAUUUCAAUAGUCCGAAUUCAAAUACAGUCACAGUCAAGAAAUUGCAAACAUGGCUGCAAUUCUCACCUGAUAAGAGAAGGCCUUGCAUUUGGUGGCCUAAUUUCAUACUUCACUUGGACUCACAGCCACGCAAAACAAUGCUACCAUGAAGAAAGUAUAUAAGGAGUAUAUACCAGAUAGAACUACAAUUAUGGGGUGGCAGAAGAGAUUUAAAAGAGACGAUUUGACCUGUAUGACAACUCCAAACAUGAGAGGCAAAAACUCAACAAGUCACGGUGGAAGAAAUUGCCGAGAGUGUUUGACCUGACAGGCAUCAAAAGUACAUAACAUGCAAAGGGCAAUAUUUUGAGAAAAUGUGAAAUGGGACACUGUGCAAUAUACAUCCAUUAAAUCUGGGGUGUGCUCAUAGUAAUUGAGUAUCUUAAAAUGUAUUUUUGAGCAUACUUCUUAUAGCUACACCAAAUGGUAUUUGUUGAUUAAUUAUUUCAUAUUUUCAAUUUUUUAUUCCUUUUGACGUGACUGUAUAACCUGCCCCGCCCUACCCAAACUCACCAACUUGAUUUUAUUAUAACAUCAAUAUAGUUUUAUCAGUCAACAUGAAAUUUUCCAGAAUAAUCAAAAUGUCUCCAAGGAAGAUUUACUGAAAAUUUCAUGGAAAAAUAUCAAUUAUUGAUAAAGUUGAUAAAGAGCAUAUAGUGCAUUACUUCUGGGACAACCCUCGUAUAUAUUUAGCAAUCACAUUGUACCUCAGCCAUGUUCUGAGAAAGAAGAUAUAAUUGUUAGUGUUCUUCCCAGAAUUUUUCUCCCAAAAAAUGCAAUGCAUGCAAUUCUUUUUAACCUCUUGAAUCCCAGGCUCUAAAAUCAGUUGAAACCAGAGAAUUUUUCAUUUUUGUCACCUUUUGACAUUUUACUAUAUACCUUGAUGCAUGCUCAGCUUAGUAAAAUUAGAUGGCAGAGAUCCUUUCUACACAUUCUAAAACAAUUUUUGUGUAAAUUGGAUGAAAAUUGUUCAAAUAGAGCAAUUUUAGUGAAAAAUUUUGUUACAGAUUUACUCGUCACUCUUGGUUUCAGGGUCAUAUCUGAGGCGACAAGAAAUCUCGUCAAUCUGGGUCAUCAAGAGGUGAACCAAUAACCACAAGAAAAUUGUCAAGAUCUCUUAUUUGUACACUUAUUCAUUUCAAUUUGGUGCAAAUGGGCCCUGAACUUGAUCAACAUUAAUUUUCAAAUUCUAAAUGAAGUACAGGACUGAGUUGUUUCAAACGCUGGGGAUAUCACUGACUGAGAAAUUGACUUUAAAUUAAACUAAGUUGACAGCAACAUUGUACUUCUUAAGGGGAGGCAUCAAAAGUUCGAUGUCGGAUAGAAAACUAAAUAAAUCUAGUUAGGGGGGGAGGGGGUUCAAACCCAUUUCAGUUUGCUAUCCGACAAAUUUCAACAUUUCAAUUUUUGGCAAUUUUGACUCAGAAUGCCUUGGAAUGGUUUAAAAAUAAAGAUUUACCUGAUGCUUUCUUCAUCAAGAUCAUUCCAAAGGAUUCUAUUCUAUCAAUAGUUGUUAAAAGCCGCAAAUUAUGAUAGGAAUUAACGAAAACUAGAUCGUGUUUAGCAAUAAUUUUUCAAAUUCUCAAACUGGAAGUAAGCAAUCAACUUUCACGGUAUUUAGUUUUGGGGGGGAGGGGGGGGGGGUGGUCAGAGUCAAAACUAGAUUUAUUUAGUUUCCAAUCCGACAUUGAACUUUUGAUGCCUCCCCUUAGGUCAAUAAGAACUCACCUCUUCUCCAAAUAUAGCAACUUUGGGAAACUGUUUGUGUAGUGAUGCCAUGAUGCACAUCUGCGCAGAUCUAUCUGCCUCUGUUUGGAAAUCAUUCUUGCCCUGAAAAAUAAAAAAAAGAUCCUUGAUGACAAAUUUAGUUCUGGACAUUACUGGAUAUGCAACUGUACAGUAGUUAGAUUGAAAUAGACAUAAAUACAGUGAAACAUGUCUAUAUCAAACACAUUUCUAAUCUGAACACCUUUCAAUGUGAACACAUUUUAAGCCAUGAACAUCCAUGUAACAAAAUCCUAAAAUGUGAACACCUGCUAUAUCUGAAUACUUUUGACUGAUCCAAGUGAUUCAAAGAAGAUUACAUUUUCAAAGUGAGUUAAUACUUUUUUAAACCACAUUUCUAGGUGCAAUUUUAUAUGUAGACUUCAAAUAUGAUAUCCCUUUAACUAAAUUUUGAAUAUUUAAUGAAGUAAAUCAAGACUGCUAUACUCGCAUCUAGUAUGAAUUAAUAAACACCCUUCAUCAGCAUUUCUAAAAACUUUUAGCAACUUUGUAUUGGGUUAUAUAUCACAAUUUUUUAGUUUAUCUCCAGAAAACAACC